AUGCUCAUAUUAGAGAUAUGCAACGGGUAUGUCAGAUACAUAAAGAGAGCAUUUGGUAAUAGAGUUUUUGUUGUUUUCGAUGUAUACGACCAAAUUACCACUAAAUCGACAAAAAGAAACCGGCGAUGUAUGCAUAAAAAUUCCGCCACCGUACGCAUGGCUCCAGAUUCCUGGACGGUCAUGACGUUGCCCGCAAUUGUAACUCAGGACAAGUUUCUCGGGGAUAACAAAAAUAAGUCCCAGCUCAUUAAAUUUCUUCAGGAGGAAUUGAAACGGGCUAAUAUAAUGUCUCAGAUGAGUAUAGCUGCUGAUGCGGAUGUUGAAAUUGUGCUCAAGGCCAUUGAAACUGCUUCUGGAAGCCGCAACAAUAAAGUGGUUAUUGUUUCGGAAGACACUGACGUCUUAACAAUGCUUGCUGCUCGGACUCCACCGAAUCUAGAAGUGUUCUUGCUAAAACCACCGUCCGCUAGAGUACCUGAUGUUGUGUAUUCUUUCGAGAGCUUAGUAUCCAGAAGCGCGUGCAUCAGGUUUCAUAUAUUAUUUCGACAUGCUUUCACGGGAUACGACACAACCUCAGCAUUUUUCUAUCGAGGGAAAGUAAAAUUCUGCGAUUUGUUUGAGAAAUCCGAUGAUUUACAUGGGUUUGCAGUAAUUUCUGCAAACUCAUGUAUCCAUGGAUAA
Messenger RNA from Psylliodes chrysocephalus, 681 nucleotides. The record is from the annotation of a GenBank genome assembly. Lineage: Eukaryota; Metazoa; Arthropoda; Insecta; Coleoptera; Chrysomelidae.